CUCUGGUCCAGUUUGCCCGAGUUUUGGUAUAAAAGUUGAUCUCCCGGUUUAUUUCCCCAGUUUGCUGGCAGAUUUAACUCUGAGCUGCUAACCUUCAAUAAUUUCAAGAUGAAUUCCCUGAUUGUUCUGUGUUUUGCUGCUUCCAGUUUUGCUGCUCCUCAGCUACCAGCUGGACUUACUGCUGCUGCCUGUCCUAACUACCCAUACUGUGAUGCCAGUUCUGGCUUCCUUGAGGUCCCUAAUGUGCCCGGAGCUGCUGAAGUGAUUGCUGCACAAGAGGCCCUUCUCAGAUCCUCAGGUACUCCUUACGGAGUUCUAUCCAGCCUCCCUGGUAUUGAGGCCCACGCAGCUGCCGAGGCCGCUGUUCUAGAAGCUUCCAGGGAAGGUUUCCCAGCCCAUGCUGCCGCAGAGGCUUCCGUUCUCUUGGCCCAGGGUCUUGCCCCAGCAAACUUUGAUGCCGGCAGAUACGCACAUUACCAGGCCGAGCAAGCAGUUUUAUUGCAGCAGCAGCAGCAGCUUGUAGCUCAGGGAUAAUCAGCUCCUCCAAUAAUACCCUUCCCUCUCCCCCCCACUCCCCUCCCUUCCCCCUCCCUCCUCAUCCAGCAUACACACUCAAUUUUGACUAGUCAUCUCUGUGCAGUGAGAUUCAAUUUUAAAAAAUCCAUUAAUCAAUUAUUGAUCCAUUUUAUUUGGUAUCAAAAUUUGAUUGAUUGAUUAGAUGAAAGAUUGAUUGCUUGCCUAUUUUUAUUUCCAACAAUUUAUAUUUAGAAAUAUAUAUUUUAUAUUGAC
Eurytemora carolleeae is the source of this 789-nucleotide messenger RNA. RefSeq lists its product as uncharacterized. Bases 109 to 534 code for a protein of 141 amino acids. The transcript is spliced from 5 exons. Lineage: Eukaryota; Metazoa; Arthropoda; Copepoda; Calanoida; Temoridae. Gene Ontology annotation, molecular function: structural constituent of cuticle. The record is from RefSeq and is a predicted model, not a curated record.